AUGGCAAAAGCAGAAGACAAUAAAUCUGUGAAAAGUGAAAUCACAGUGAAAUUUAUAGGAGAUCGAUUCAUACCCACUGAUACUGAAAGUAAAGCCUCUUUACAAGAAUUAAAAGCACCAGAAAUAAUUUGGCAAAUUAAUAAAAGGCUAGUAACUUCAGAUGACAAGGAAUUAGUUAAUUACUACUAUGAAAAUGAUUAUAUGUGGAGUAAUAAAGAAUCCAUGAGUAACUUUACCUGGAACACUUUUAAUUUUAUUGAUGAUUCCUCUAUAGAGCAAUGGGAAAGUGAAAGUGUUAGUAAAAAUCUCUUACUAGACAUUACUGAUGAAGAAGAAGAAAACACAAUACCAUUUCCAACAGAUCUAAAUGAUUUACCUUGGUGGUUAGACUUAUUAGAAAAACUAUCUGAACAUUAUUGUAGAGAAUUUAACAACUUCUCUAACACUUAUUUUUGUAACUCUAUUUGGUAG
Molecule: messenger RNA, 471 nt
Organism: Dentiscutata erythropus
Lineage: Eukaryota; Fungi; Glomeromycota; Glomeromycetes; Diversisporales; Gigasporaceae
Source: the annotation of a GenBank genome assembly